AUGGGCGAAUCACCUCAUUCAGCUCAAACUUAUAAUUCACUGAGUACUUCCUCAACUUCAUCAAAUUCUUCAUUCCCCCACCAAACUCCAAUAAGUACAAGUUUACCUUCCUUUUCUUCUUCAGGUGCCAAUUAUAUUGCACCACUUACUCAAACAAGUGGAACAACAAAUAUUCAAACAACUGAAGGAAGUGGAACGUGGUCUUCUUCAUCUCAACAACAACGUCAGGCAACUCAGCAUGCUCAAAUUGCCUCUACUUAUCGUACCCCACCUUCUUUUUCAAGUCGUAAUGGUUUUGCUUCCUCAAGUUCUUCAGCCGCCUCUUCUAUUAUGAAUAUAACUUCACCUUCCUCUUUGAUCCCGCUGACACCAUUUAUGGAACGAUCAAAUUCCACAUCCACCCUAUAUUCGGUUUCUUCUCCUGUUGGACCCUUUCAUGAGAAAUCCUUAUCUACUGGUUCUAUUACAGUUAAUUUAAAAGAUAAUACAAUACAUGAUAUUAUUGAAAAAGAAAAAGAACAUGAACAUGAUAAAUAUGAUAAAUGGGGAUUAUUAAUAAAAAAAAUUUUACCAUUAUUUAAUGGUGAAGGAUUAAAGGCAUGUAUUGAAGAUUUGAAUGAAUUGGUAAGGAGUUGCAUAAAAGAACGUUCAUUAAAAUCGAUAUAUGAUGAUAUUAAUGUUCUCUUAUUAAAAGGGAUGUCAACAAUAAAUGGAAAAUUACGAGGAGUUCCUGAUGAAAAACUUGUUUCUCGAUUAGUUGAAUUAUGGUCAUUUUAUUUUGGAACGGUGAUCCCUUAUUUUGAAGGGGUUUUCCUUCCAUUACAAAUUCAAGUAUCAUCACAACAUCAAAGAGAUAGAGAUAAUAUGAAUGUAAGGCAUUUAGUAUUAAUGAGUUUUAGAGAUCACGUAAUAUUACCAAUAGGCGAAAGAGUGGAAGAUGCAUUUAAUAAAUUAUUUCAUGAUUUUGAUUCCGGAAUUCCUGUAACUGAUACAGCAGCUCGAAUGUUACAAAUGUCAUAUAUUUUAUCAUCUAUUCUUUCUGAUGAUGAUAAACAAAAAGAUAUGGAUAGAAUUUUAGGAAAAUUAAAAAAUAAUUGGAAAUUAUUUAUGCGACGUAGAGAUAGAAGAGUAGAUUAUUUUAAUAUGGGUAACAUUGUUACGACACCAACAACGACAACUAAUUCCAUGACGAAUGGAAUAUCUGCUACUACAAGUCCUGCAUUGUAA
Diversispora eburnea is the source of this 1227-nucleotide messenger RNA. The record is from the annotation of a GenBank genome assembly. NCBI's taxonomy places the organism in Eukaryota, Fungi, Glomeromycota, Glomeromycetes, Diversisporales, Diversisporaceae.